This is a messenger RNA of Penicillium soppii, 582 nucleotides long. RefSeq lists its product as uncharacterized. Lineage: Eukaryota; Fungi; Ascomycota; Eurotiomycetes; Eurotiales; Aspergillaceae. Bases 1 to 582 code for a protein of 193 amino acids. The transcript has 3 exons. The record is from RefSeq and is a predicted model, not a curated record.
AUGGGCAAAGUCAAGUGGGAUAGCACUGCUGAUCAGACUCUUCUGGCGAAGAUCCUCGAGACCCAUGAGUUGAGUGUGGAUAGUCACGCUGUCGCUGCAGCCUGGCCCGGUGCAGAUGAUUCAAAGCCAACUCCUCGUGCUAUUAAGGAGCGCAUCACUAAAAUCAAGGACAUCAUCAAGAAGGGCGCGCCUGACGCCGCUGGAACGAACAGCCCCGUUACUCCAAAGAAGGUCACUCCCCGAAAGAAAGCCGCUGAUGGUGCAGCCAACGACACUCCGACAAAGAAGCGCAAGACUCUAACCAAGGCGAAGACUGUUUCUACUACCGCUGGGCCUGUCAAGGAGGAUCCGGUGCCCAAAAUCAAACGAGAGAUCACCGAGGAGGAAGAUGAAGAGCUUUUCAACUAUCCUAUUUCCGCGACGAGAGAAGAGAGCACCGAUACUGAAGAUGAAGGCCUCUUUGAUUCCCCCAUUGCCAAGGAAGAGCCCUUUGAUGACACCGCCGGCGAGAAGGAUCCUGGUCUCUGCAAUCACCCAGACGAUCUAACCCUGAGCCAGGACCCUGCAGACUACGGGCUGUGA